AUGGAUUAUUAAAUUGAUAAUCCCUUUUUUGGCUUAGAGAAAAUCGUAUUAAAAAAGCAAGAUUUCUAUGUAUAUGAAGUUGAUUAAUGGGAUGAAUGUAAUUUUGUAAAAAUAAGAGUUUCGCUUCAAUUUACAUAAGAUCAUGAAAUUAUGUAUUUUAAAGAUGGAGUAAUUUUGAGAAAGUAAUGAUGAUUCUAACUUUAAAGAGAAUAAGUAAAUGAAACAAAGAAAAUCCAAUUACUAAAUAAUCUGGAACAGAUUAAAUAUUUAUCUUGGCAAUUUUAAAAUGGAUUGAAAAAAAAGAAAAAUGGCUAGUCAAUUGCUUUUUGGGAUGGAAAGGCUCUAAAUAAAACAGGAGGAUACUAUCAAGAUGAUUUAAAGCAAGGAUUAUGGAAAGAACUAAUAAAAAAUUAUUGGAAGUAAGUUAAAAGAUUGCAAUAAUAAAUAGAAAAGCUUAAAUUUUUGAAACAGGAGAAUACUAAAAUGAUUUAAAAAUAGGUAAAUGGAAUUAUAUUUAUGAAAAUAAUAAGAUGUAAUAAUUUACCUUAUUAUUUAGUGAUGGUGGGCUAUAUAGAGGGAAAGGUUAAAAGAAAGGUAAAUGGACUGAAUUAGAUGACAGAUUUUGGGAUUAUUCUUAAGUUAUUUAUAAGGGAGAGUAUAACAUAAAAGGUAUAAAGGUAGGUCUUUGGGAUAUUUUAUAUUGUAAUAUUAAUUAGAAAAAACUUAAAUUAAUGUUAAUAUUAAAGUAUAAUAGGUUAGUGGGGGAGGAUUAUAUGAUAGUUCCUAGGGAAUAAAGAUUGGAAAGUGGAUAGAACUUGACAAAGGAUUUUACUUAGAAAAGUAAAUUACAUAUGUGGGUGAAUAUAAUAUGAAGGGUAUAAAAUUUGGUAGAUGGGAUAUUUUGUAUUGCAACUUUUGGGAGAAAAAUUAUCAAUUAAUGUAAAUAUUAAUUUUAAAUACUAGUGCUGGAGGUUCAUAUGAUAAUGCUAAAGGAAAUAAGAUUGGAAAAUGGAUAGAAUUAGACAAAGAAUUUUAUUUUGAGAAAUAAGUUACAUUUAAUGGUGAAUAUAAUAUAAAUGGUAUGAAAGUAGGUAGAUGGAAUACUGUAGCUUGGGAUCAGUAAAUGUAUAAUUUAAAUUAUUUAAAUGUUAGUGGGGGAGGAUCUUAUGAUAUUUCUUCCGAAAUUAAGAUUGGAUAAUGGGUAGAGCUGGAUGAAGGAUUUAGAGAUUGGAAUUAAGUAACUUAUAGUGGUGAAUAUAAUAUUAAAGGAAACAAAGUUGGUACAUGGGUGGGAUUUAAUAUAGUCUUCAAUAAGAAAGGCAAAGAAAUUAUAUACGAUACUUGA
Messenger RNA from Paramecium sonneborni, 1345 nucleotides. Lineage: Eukaryota; Ciliophora; Oligohymenophorea; Peniculida; Parameciidae. The record is from the annotation of a GenBank genome assembly.